AAGAAAGGAAAAAAAAGGAAAAAAAAAAAAAGAAGAAAAAGCCCAAAAAGUCCCGCUCUUCCUCUGUUCCAUUCUAUUUCAUUCCAUUCCCCUUCUCUCAAAGGCUUCGAGCUCUCCUUCUCUUCUCUUCCCUUCCUCGGAAGAGAGAUUCGAUUUUUUUUAUUUUUUAAUUUUUAAUUUUGAUUGUCAGUUUGUUUUUUGUUUUUUUUUUUUUUUGUAAUUCCAAGUUUUAAUGAAUUAUCAUUAAAGAUUUAAAGAUGACAUCCUCCUUCUCCUCUUCCUCAGUUAUAAUCACGAUCUCCCCUUCGCCUUCCUUGAAUUCCUUGCUAGCUUACGAAGCUGCCAUGGUGAGGCGGAAAGUCCGUACGACUUUCUUCCUCAUCUCCACCGCCCUCUUCGCCUUCUUCUACCUCCUCCUCCACCUCCGCCUCUCCCCCUUCCUCGCCGCCAACGCCUCCUCCUCCUCCUCCUCCUCUUCAUCCGCCCUUGACAUCGAUACCGACCUCGGCCAGGGCCUCCGCCACCUCAACCUCCCCCGCAGCUUCCACGACUCCGCCGACCUCCAACACUUCGUGGUCUCCGAGCCUGAGCCCAACCGCACCCGCGUUACCUCCUCCAUCUCCGAAGAUGCGGCUGUCGAGGAGCCUAAAGCCGAGGAGCCUAAGGUCGAGGAGCCAGUCGCCAUCCUCUUCCCCGAUUGGGAGGUGUUCGUGGUGGCUGAUCCUUCGUCCGUCAGCCCCGGGGACGAGCUCCACUGCGUGUUCCAGAACAAUGCCACCUCCCCCGCGAGGUUCGCCGGAGUUCUUCCAUUUACCAAUCGGACGACUUUCCGCUGCCUCCUGCCGCCCAGCGUCCGCCGCCUCCGUCCGUUCUACCAGCCCCUGCUGACGAGUUUCCCGCGCGGUCCGCACCCGGUAAGGUCCCACAGUCCGCCGCCGGAGCUCUUCCGGUGGAACUUCCUCGCGUACGAGUCGUUCUCCACGGAGGAUGACGUCGUCCUCUUCGUCAAGGGGGUGAACAACCGGCAGGGAAUCAACCGCCCCCCCUCGGAGUUCAGCUGCGUCUUCUUCAACGGCGAAGAUCCGUCCGCCGCCGUCAAGACGCCGGUCACGAGCUCCAUCCAGGAGGUGUUCCGGUGCCCUCACCCGAAGCUGAGGUCGCCCGCGGAAGGAGUGGACGGCGAGAAGCUUGCGUUUAAAAUCUCCCUCGAAAUCGCGCGCGAGAAGCUUGUCGUGCCUUCCGUCGCGUACUACGCGCCACACCGAGCGUCGUCCCCACGUGCCUCCAAGUCGUUAAUCUGCGCCUGCACCAUGGUGUACAACGUGGCGAAGUUCCUGCGGGAGUGGGUGACUUACCACGCGCGCGUGGGAGUUGAGCGGUUCGUUCUGUACGACAAUGGCAGCGAAGACGACCUGGCCGGCGCCGUCGAGGAGCUGAACAAGGACGGCUACGACGUCCAUACUAUUAUGUGGCCGUGGCCGAAGACACAGGAGGCCGGCUUCUCCCACAGUGCUGUAUACCAUAACGAUUCGUGCUCGUGGAUGAUGUACGUGGACGUCGACGAGUUCGUAUACGUGCCGUCGUGGGACAGCCAAGAGCAGCCGUCCAAUAAGCUGAUCGAGUCGUCCCUCCUUCCCCAGGACUCGCAUGGGAUCAGGUCUCGGGUGAUCGGGCAGGUCUCCAUCAACUGCAAUGAGUUCGGGCCUUCGGGACAGAGGUCCAACCCACCCGAUGGGGUGACCCAGGGCUACACAUGCCGAAGGAGAGUCGAGCAGAGGCACAAGUCUAUCGUGAGGCUCAGUGCAGUGGACCUGUCGCUGCUGAACGUGAUACACCACUUCAAGCUGAGGCAAGGGUACCUGUCGAAGCAGAUGGGGCUCAAUAGAGCCUUGGUGAACCAUUAUAAGUACCAGGCGUGGCCCGAGUUCCAGACCAAGUUCAGGAGGAGGGUGUCCGCCUAUGUGGCGGACUGGACCCAGGCCGUCAACCCCAUGUCCAAGGACCGGACGCCAGGACUCGGGUUCGAGCCCAUCGAGCCCAAGGACUGGGCUGAUAAGUUCUGCGAGGUCAGGGACAAGAGACUCAAGCUACUCAUUCAGAAAUGGUUUGGGGCAGAAACGGAAUCGGGAUACAGAAUGCCAUGGUAGAGACUAACAUGGGGAGACCGAUACCGGAUACGACAUUCGUGUAAAGUCGAUGUCUUAGGAAAAGGCAAUGCGGGAUUAGACACAUUAUGUUUUUUUGGGUGAUUAGGAUUAACGAGAGUGAUAGUUACCCAGGACAGAACAGGAGGAUUCAUAAGUAGAUACUUGAUUGAAUAUGGGAGCAUAUAUGAUAGAUUCGUAUUUUAGUUGGGUAGGUUAUUUCAACUAUCUUCUUGUCCUACUUUUUCUUUUUUUUCCCUUUUUUUUUUCUUUUUUUCAAUUUUAUUAUUUCAAACGGAUUUUUGAGUUUUUAUUUUUCUCAGGUUGGGAAAAGAAGGAAAAAAAAAAAGAAAAAAAGAAAAAGAUGGGUCAUCUUAUUGUUUAUGUGACAUGUUUCCUUCCUCUUUAUUAAGGGAAUUCCGAAUAGGAUGGAAUAACAUC
Molecule: messenger RNA, 2585 nt
Organism: Punica granatum (pomegranate)
Lineage: Eukaryota; Viridiplantae; Streptophyta; Magnoliopsida; Myrtales; Lythraceae
Source: RefSeq, a predicted model, not a curated record